GUGCGCUCGUGAAAGCACGAGAAAUUGAAUAGACAGCACGAAGACGCGGUCAGAUUGUAGACGCCAUAUUGAGGACACCGCAGUAGACACAGCAUCGAACAGUGCGACAAUGGAGGAAGCCCCUUUAACCAGCCCAUCUCUCUCAUCGCGCAGAAGCCUGAUUUACGAGAGUGGAGAGCGGACGUCCAGAGGGAGUCAGCACAGCCUUCGCAAGCACCGCGCCCAGGUAACCGAGAAGCAGCCAGAUGAAGCUCGAUGCGACCAAAGCUCAGCUCGCAACACUGACGGCGUGGCUACCGCUAAGAGCAGCGGGAGUUUACAGCUGCUCGACUUCGACAACGGGACCUUCGAGAGAUCACGUGAGGGCUUGCCCCUGAGCCGUGCGGUUUACCGAACAGGCAGGGAGAGGACGCCGCCGAUUUCCCAGGACAGCCUUCAAGGCGCCGGCCAUGGUCGUGGGAGGAGCCUCCACGACGUUCGUGACACUGUUCGCCCGUUUGUGCGCUCCGCCGGUGCUAUUCACGUCAGCAAGGUGUCCUCCGGGACCCAGUGCGGCUCCGCCAAAGAAAUCCACGGCGAGACCGAGCAGCUGUCCCUGCAGCGGCAGCCAGAUAGCACCGACGGCAUCAGACGUGGCCUUCGAUCCAUUUGGCAAGACUGGUUCCAGACGCCCUAUCUGUGGUACAUGAUGAUGGCUAUUAUGGCAGUGCUGCUCGUCAUCGCCGUCGGCGCGGUCUUCCUGGACCUGCAGUGGGCCGCCCAACUUGUGGGCCACGAGCAGCUCACUCUGGCCGACUGGCAGGAGCCGCACCACAUGGAUGAGCGGGACGGCCCGGUGAGGAUUCAAAAAAGUCCCAAUGCCGCGCAUCACAUUUUAAACUCACUUUAA
Molecule: messenger RNA, 889 nt
Organism: Dermacentor silvarum
Lineage: Eukaryota; Metazoa; Arthropoda; Arachnida; Ixodida; Ixodidae
Exons: 3
Coding region: 110-889 (259 amino acids)
Source: RefSeq, a predicted model, not a curated record